Molecule: messenger RNA, 663 nt
Organism: Coccidioides immitis RS
Lineage: Eukaryota; Fungi; Ascomycota; Eurotiomycetes; Onygenales; Onygenaceae
Exons: 6
Coding region: 1-663 (220 amino acids)
Source: RefSeq, a predicted model, not a curated record
AUGCUAUCAAGUGCAUGCUAUACACAUGUCUCCAUCUUCACCAUCAGGACAGACUGGCUGUUCAGAGUUGGAGUGGCCAUGCUGUCUAGUGUUGCAGAGAGAUUACCUAAUCAGCUUGGCGUGAAGAGAGGAGGAGGACGAGAGGACGAUCUAGCGCAGAAUCAUGGUAAGCUUGAAAUGCUGAUCGGGGAUUAUGCACACAUCAUGAAUACCGAGCGCAAGGAGUAUCGAAACCGGAAAGAACUGCGCCGAAUAUCCAGCAAAAAUGACGAGACGGAUCAGGAUCAGUGGAAUCGGUUCAUUGGUGUUGCAGCGUCUGGGCAAGAACAGCUUAAAAAAUGCCUCUCUGCACUCACGCUGCAGGAAAACUUCCUCAGGAUCGUAGCGGCGGGUUUCAUCAAACCGGAAGACUUGGCACAUGCCCAGACCAACCUUCAAGAAGUGAUUGGUUGGGAAAAGAGGUCCUGCUGGGACCUUGUUUCCCCAACCCCUUCCACUAUCCACCAUUAUUUACACUGUCGAAAUGAGACAUUUGCUUCUGAAACCCCCCAGUGGGAUGGAAUCAGAUGGUUGGUCCUCAUCGGCAUACGGGGCAGGAUCCAAACAAGGUUUAUCGUCAAGAACUGGCAUCAUCAAGAUAGAGUAAAUAUUGAGGCAUACUAG